ACCACCGUUAGUCAAGAAAAAACUUAAGAAAAUAUUAUGAAUCACGUUGUAGCCAGCUUGUUCCUCUUGUUUUUUACAAUUCACAAAAUAAACAGCCAUGGGAUGAUGCUGGAGCCACCAAACAGAAGCUCAUUAUGGAGGUUUAAUAGCUCAGCUCCAAUAAAUUACAAUGAUAAUCAAAACUUUUGUGGCGGCUUCGGUGUCCAAUGGGGCAAAUUUGGAGGCAAGUGUGGCCCCUGUGGAGACAAAUUCGACGAUCCUCACCCACAAUCGAACGAGAAUGGAGGCAAGUAUGGGCGAGGUUUUGUCGUAGCGGAGUAUAAAGCCGGAAGUACGAUUGAUGUUCAAGUAAAACUCACAGCAAAUCAUUUGGGUUUUUUUAAAUACAGUCUUUGUGUUCUCAAAGACUCCAAUGAACCUGAAAUGGACGAGAAAUGUUUCAUUCCAUUGAAACUAGCUGACGGUUCUGUCAAGUACAAUGUUUUGAAAACGGAUAGACUAGUAAAAAAUAAACUCAAACUGCCCAAAAAAAUUAAGUGUGAUCGGUGUGUGCUUAGAUGGAAUUACCGAACUGGGAAUAAUUGGGGAAAUUGUGGAAAUGGUACUUCAGGGUUAGGAUGUGGACCUCAAGAAACAUUUAGAUCGUGCUCAGAUGUCAGAAUCGUGUAAAAAUUGUAUUUUUUUAUGUUAGGAACAUUAUUGUGUAGUAUUGUAAAAUUUUUUAGAUAAAUAAAUUAUUUUUAUCCGCAAA
This is a messenger RNA of Tribolium madens (black flour beetle), 751 nucleotides long. RefSeq lists its product as uncharacterized. The transcript has 4 exons. The coding region runs from base 37 to 669 and encodes 210 amino acids. The record is from RefSeq and is a predicted model, not a curated record. NCBI's taxonomy places the organism in Eukaryota, Metazoa, Arthropoda, Insecta, Coleoptera, Tenebrionidae.